AUGGGUGAGUCAAUCUGUGAGAUGACCAUGAAGUUCGCAAAACCAAAGAAGUUUGAAGGCGUCGACUUCAGGCUCUGGAAGAAGAAUAUGCACUUCAUGCUGACCACUCUGAUGGCAACAUACAUGCUAACUACUCUAAGACCAUUUGAACUGGAGGAAGGUGUUGAUGAGACACUUGAAGAAUAUAGGAAGAGGCAAAAGUGGGACAACGACGACUACAUCUGCAAAGUUCACAUCUUGAACGGUAUACCUGAUGCUCUAUUUGAUAUCCAUGGUGAUGCUUUAUCUUCUAAGGAAUUGUGGGACAUCGUUGAAUUGAAAUACAUCACUAAGAACGCUUCUAGCAAAAAGUUUCUAGUUAGUGAUUUUAAUAAAUUUAAGAUGGUCGAUUUACGGUGUGUAACUGAACAACAAAAUGAGCUCCUUGGUAUUUAUGAUCAAUUUAAACUUCACAACAAGAAUAUAGAUGAAUCCAUUGCUGUGUCAAGUGUAAUUGACAAACUUCCACCAUCUUGGAAGGUUUUAAAACAUAACCUAAAACAUCAAAAGCAGGAACUGUCAUUGGUUCAACUUGCUAGUCGUAUUCGUAUUGAAGAAUCUCUUCAUACGAAGGAAGUUGAUAAAUCUGAUAAAAGCAAAGGGAAAGAUGAUUGUGGAAAACCUUCUGUUCAUACGGUUGAAAAUAAAGCUAGGAACCUGACCCAUAAAGCACAUGGCAAACGUAAGCAAUAA
Lactuca sativa (garden lettuce) is the source of this 732-nucleotide messenger RNA. RefSeq lists its product as uncharacterized. Lineage: Eukaryota; Viridiplantae; Streptophyta; Magnoliopsida; Asterales; Asteraceae. The record is from RefSeq and is a predicted model, not a curated record.